Messenger RNA from Hypomesus transpacificus, 889 nucleotides. Its product is annotated as E3 ubiquitin-protein ligase SH3RF3-like. The record is from RefSeq and is a predicted model, not a curated record. The transcript is spliced from 2 exons. Lineage: Eukaryota; Metazoa; Chordata; Actinopteri; Osmeriformes; Osmeridae. The coding region runs from base 181 to 765 and encodes 194 amino acids. Gene Ontology annotation, molecular function: metal ion binding.
UCUGCACAGCUGCGCGAGGGAGUGACAGAAGAGCUACUAGCGCUGGGGGCUCCGGUUGGGGAGUCCGCAGCUCUUGUUAAUGUAGCCGCUGCCAGUAUGUUUCCUCCCGUACGUAACACAUUUAAAGUAGAAUUAGACCCCCCAGUUACCUAUAUCAACCCAUAACGUUAUUCGUUGAAGAUGGACGAGUCGUCUCUGUUGGAUUUACUAGAAUGCUCGGUGUGUCUGGAGCGGUUGGACACUACCGCGAAGGUGCUGCCCUGCCAACAUACGUUCUGCCGUCGCUGCCUCGAGAACAUCGUGAGCUCCAGGAACGAGCUGCGGUGUCCCGAGUGUCGAAUCCUAGUGGACUGUGGAGUGGACGACCUCCCUGCCAACAUCUUGCUGGUUCGGCUGCUGGACGGGAUCAAACAGCGGCCACGGAACGGCAGGCAGUCUCUACCCGUGGGGUCUCUUGGCUACGCAGCCGGGAUCUCCGCUUCCUCUCCGGGCAGCGGAAUAAGAGACCUGCCCAUUGCCACCAGAAACUCGCCAGUGAAGGUAGGCAGGCUAGACUUGGCGAAAUCCACGUCUGAGGGCUUGUUCAUGGCUUCCGCCGCUCAUUUGAGCGUCACAUCACCCUGUGACUCUCCUCUGCCGCGAGGACCUGCCCUCGGGGGCUUCACAUCCCCUCCCUCAUUCCUGCCUGUCACACCGGCCCCGACCUGCAGACUGACUGGCACGUCUCACCGACUAGAACCGUGGUCAUUUAUGAUCUGUUCAUAACUCUGUUGACGAGGAUUUCUGUUCUCCUGGCCUGCCCGAGGCGGGGAGAGGCACGCCGAGUGGCUGGGUGGGGUUUGAUAAGCUGCUGUUACCCACCUGCAGUCCUCAGAGACAGGGCAGGAAG